Messenger RNA from Lineus longissimus, 1575 nucleotides. Its product is annotated as beta-1,3-galactosyltransferase 1-like. The coding region runs from base 27 to 1310 and encodes 427 amino acids. The record is from RefSeq and is a predicted model, not a curated record. The transcript has a single exon. Lineage: Eukaryota; Metazoa; Nemertea; Pilidiophora; Heteronemertea; Lineidae. Gene Ontology annotation, cellular component: Golgi membrane. Gene Ontology annotation, molecular function: hexosyltransferase activity.
GGGUCAGCAAACGGCACUUAAAGCAAAUGUCAUUGGUGGUACUGACUCUAACAACGUUGAGUUACGUGUUACUUUUUCCCGGGCGAAGGACAUGGAGACUAAACAAUGACUUGAAGCCAGGAGUCAGAAAUACUCAGAAAGGCCGUCGGUCCGAGGAAAACAAAGGCACUAUGAUUCUUGCUGUACCCGGAUAUGUGUCAACAUUUGACUUGACAAGUCGAUCAAAAGCUCCUUUUUUUAGGAAUCAUACCAUGAUAAACAAAAACAAGCCGAAUGGACCGCUGGGGGAAUUCGUUAAACAGAAACGCGUUCAACGGUUCCGUAGUCCAGUAUUACUCAAAGGGCAGGUUUGGGAACCACAGCCAAACAUGCCUGACAUUAAUAGGGAUAUAGGUGUCAAGAUUACCCCCACGACCUGUGACCUCGAUGAUAAUCCUGUAGAUCAGAAAGGAAUCUUUCUUUUAAUACUCAUCCUCAGCGCUGUGAAGAAUUACAAAGAGAGAAUGGCCAUUCGGCAGACGUAUGGAAGCAUCAACAGCUUUCACCACCGUGAAAUACGUCAAUUGUUUUUAUUAGCACAAAUAGAUGACGACACGGAAAUGCGUAGGGUUAGUGACGAGAGUGAAAGUUUUUCAGACAUCAUUCAAUUUGAUUUCAAAGAUACAUACCGGAAUCUUACACUGAAAACAGUUGCUGGUUUGACGUGGGUUUCAGAGAAUUGCAAAACUAGAUACGUGUUGAAAACAGAUGAUGAUGUUAUGGUGUUUACCGAAAGGAUCGUUGGGUUUUUAGAGGGGCUGUCUAAGAAAGAGGAAGAAAACCUUUACAGUGGGUGCACUCAUCAUGGUGUUGGUAUAGUUAUCCGGAACCCAAGGAGUAAGUUCUACGUGUCGGAAAGUGUGUAUCCAUACAGAAACUACCCGCCGUACAACUUCGGCCUCGGAAUACUCAUGUCCAGACGCGUGGUCGGACGAUUCGCCAGGGCUUGGAAGAAAGUGCCUUUCAUCCCGGCGGAAGAUGUGUUCAUCGGACUUCUAGCUAAAUCAACCAGGAUAGUUCCCACCUGUAACAAAGCCAUCACAUGCAGCGGCUCCACAAAUAACAAGUAUUUUCUCAAACAGAUCCCAACGUUUUGUAGCUUCGCCAAUGUGAUGCUAAUUCCCCUGAACGUUGGUCCAGUAAUCAUGAAACAGAGCUGGGAACAUUAUGCUAAGAAUGUGAAACGAGAAACACAAUGCUGGACACAGAACUAUUUUUUCGAAAACAUCUGUGAUUGGUACCCAAAGGAAUUGGUUCUUCCGAAAUCGUAGUGCAAAUAAGACCACGUUGUAUGCUACAGUAUAUUCGAUUUUGACUAUCAGGGACCUCGGCCGGUUGUUCAACAUAAGUUACGUCACUUACUUUAGCGUUAUCUUUUAACUUUGGGUUAUCUCCCUGAGUAAAGUCAGUGCGGCCUAAGCCAAAGCUCUGUUAGUACAUUGUAGGCCCGACGGAGUGCUCGAUUUGGGCUUAUAGUCUGCAUUCUUCUCAUAAUUAUAAGGGUACUAGCAUUGUACCCGUGGCGCAGGCAGGUUC